Molecule: messenger RNA, 783 nt
Organism: Cladophialophora psammophila CBS 110553
Lineage: Eukaryota; Fungi; Ascomycota; Eurotiomycetes; Chaetothyriales; Herpotrichiellaceae
Product: autocrine motility factor receptor
Exons: 4
Coding region: 1-783 (260 amino acids)
Cellular component (GO): mRNA cleavage factor complex
Molecular function (GO): mRNA binding
Source: RefSeq, a predicted model, not a curated record
AUGUCCACACUCACCACAACCACAUUGAAAUCUUCCUACCCACCUAUUCUGCCACCUCCAUUCACAGCCAACCAACCACCGACCAUCAGAUUAUAUCCUCUCUCAAACUACACGUUUGGGACCAAAGAGACCCAACCGGAAGAAGACCCUUCUGUCGUGGCCAGAUUGAAGAGAUUGGAAGAACACUACGAGAAAUAUGGCAUGAGACGGACAUGUGAGGGCAUUCUGGUCUGUCAUGAACACAAUCACCCGCAUGUGCUGAUGCUGCAGAUUGCAAAUGCAUUCUUCAAGCUGCCGGGAGACUAUCUUCCUCAUGAUGCGGACGAGAUCGAAGGCUUCAAGAUGCGGCUGAACGAGAGACUAGCACCCUCAAAUCCCAAGGAAGGGGACAUGGAGUGGGAAGUGGGAGAUUGUCUCGCGCAAUGGUGGCGUCCCAACCACGAAACCUUUCUUUACCCAUUCCUGCCAGCGCAUGUCUCGCGUCCCAAAGAACUCAAGAAACUCUACCUCAUACAUCUCCCACCGAAUAAGGAGCUCAGCGUGCCCAAAAACAUGAAACUGCUGGCCGUCCCGCUAUUCGAGCUGUACGAUAAUACCGCACGCUAUGGGCCGCAGUUGAGCGCCAUUCCACACUACCUGUCACGAUAUAGGUUUGAGUUUGUCGACGAGGAGGGGAAUAUAGCGAGUGUUAUGCCUGGUGGGGGCCCUUUGCCUGGGCCGGAGGGGACGGUGGGAGUAAAGAUCUUGGGCGACGGAGAGGUGAAGAUGGAAAAUGGCCAUUGA